This is a messenger RNA of Ictalurus punctatus (channel catfish), 3339 nucleotides long. It is a transcript of the gene pik3c3, whose product is annotated as phosphatidylinositol 3-kinase, catalytic subunit type 3. Gene Ontology annotation, cellular component: peroxisome; phagophore assembly site; membrane. Gene Ontology annotation, biological process: phosphatidylinositol-3-phosphate biosynthetic process; endocytosis; autophagosome assembly. The record is from RefSeq and is a predicted model, not a curated record. Gene Ontology annotation, molecular function: 1-phosphatidylinositol-3-kinase activity. The coding region runs from base 330 to 2990 and encodes 886 amino acids. Lineage: Eukaryota; Metazoa; Chordata; Actinopteri; Siluriformes; Ictaluridae. The transcript has 26 exons.
AUCGAUUGCUUAUGCCUGUUAUAUGAUUUUGUUGUGUUUUCUUCGGAAAACGCACUAUGGAGAGACAGAUAUUGGCUCAGACUUUGUGACUGCAGGGAUUAGUUAUUACUAAAGCUGUUUCCACACGGAUGUUUUUAUAAAGAGGGAUUUUAUGCAGUGUGGGACUUGAAAGAAAUAAACACAGUAGUUUGUUCUCCUGAGCUGAAAGCUACCCUCAGUGCAGGGGGCUUUCUCUGGCCAGGCCUGCUGCUGUCAUCUCUCAACUCUUCAUUUACAUUGUUUAUAGUGUUGUUGUUUUAUUAUAAUUAUCGUUGUAGAAGUGGCUGGAGAUGGAUACGGACAAGUUUAACUAUGUUUACAGUUGCGACCUGGACAUAAAUGUCCAACUGAAAAUAGGUAGUUUGGAAGGCAAGCGGGAACAGAAAAGCUACAAGGCUCUGCUUGAAGACCCCAUGCUGCGAUUCUCUGGCCUUUACCAGGAGAACUGCUCAGACCUGUACGUUACCUGCCAGGUGUUUGCAGAGGGGAAGCCCCUAGCGCUACCAGUUCGUACGUCCUAUAAAGCUUUCAGUACCCGCUGGAACUGGAACGAGUGGUUGAGGUUGCCAGUGAAGUAUCCUGACCUGCCACAAAAUGCUCAGGUAGCUCUGACUGUGUGGGACGUUUAUGGGCCAGGACGCGCCACUCCUGUAGGGGGCACCACAGUCUCCCUAUUUGGGAAAUACGGGAUGUUCCGGCAGGGCAUGCAUGAUCUGAAGGUGUGGCCGGGGGUGGAAGGUGAUGGCGGGGAGACCACAUCGACACCAGGCAGGACCAGCAGCACUCUGGCUGAGGAUCAGAUGGGCAGGCUGGCUAAGGGUCCUGACCUGGAGCUACUUAGUGAUCUGACGAAGGCUCAUCGUCAGGGGCACAUGGUGAAGGUGGACUGGCUGGACCGCUUGACCUUCAGAGAGAUUGAGAUGAUCAAUGAGAGUGAGAAACGUAGUUCCAACUUCAUGUACCUUAUGGUGGAAUUCCCUCGAGUCAAGACUGGAGAUCGAGAAUACAGCAUCGUUUACUAUGAAAAGGAUGGAGAUGAAGCGUCCACGCUACUGACCAGUUCAGACAUAGUUAAAGUCCCUGAUCCUCAAAUGUGCAUGGAGAAUCUGGUUGAGAGCAAACACCACAAGCUGGCUCGGAGUCUGCGGAGUGGACCGUCUGACCAUGACCUGAAGCCCAAUGCUGCUACGAGAGACCAGCUCAAUAUCAUCGUCAGUUAUCCUCCCACCAAGCAGCUGACCUCUGAGGAGCAGGACCUGGUGUGGAAGUUCAGAUAUUACCUCACCACUCAGGAAAAGGCCCUGACUAAGUUCCUGAAGUGUGUGAACUGGGCGUUGCCACAGGAGGCCAAGCAGGCGCUGGAGCUGCUGGGGAAGUGGAGACCCAUGGACGUGGAGGACUCACUGGAGCUGCUCUCGUCUCAAUUCACCAACCCCACAGUCAGACGCUACGCCGUGGCCCGUCUACAGCAGGCUGAUGACGAGGAUUUGUUGAUGUACUUGCUGCAGCUGGUUCAGGCUCUGAAGUAUGAGAACUUCAAUGAUAUCCAGUGUGGUCUGGAUCCUGGCAGUAAGCGGGACAGCCAGGGCCUGUGCGAGAGCACCACGCUGGGUGAUUUGGACAGCUCCCAGAUAACCUCGGCUGUUAUAGCAACCACCGGCACACAGAAAGGCAAAGAUGGAGCAGAUGGAGAAAAUCUGGAGCAAGACCUGUGUACUUUCCUCAUAUCGCGUGCCUGCAAGAACUCGACACUAGCCAACUACUUGUACUGGUAUGUAAUAGUGGAGUGUGAGGACCAGGACACACAGCAGAGAGACCCAAAGACUCAUGACAUGUAUCUGAAUGUAAUGAGGAGAUUCAGCCAAGCUUUGCUCAAGGGUGAUAAGAAUGUGAGAGUGAUGCGCUCUCUGCUCGCAGCACAGCAGACAUUUGUAGAUCGACUCGUGCAGCUCAUGAAGGCCGUUCAGAGAGAGAGCGGCAAUCGCAAGAAAAAGACAGAGAGGCUGCAGGCUCUGUUGGCUGAUAAUGAGAAGGUGAGUCUGUGUGAGAUCGAUCCCAUCCCUCUCCCUCUGGAGCCCCAGGUGCGCAUCAGAGGCAUUGUACCAGACACCGCCACGCUAUUCAAGAGUGCUCUGAUGCCAGCUAAACUGAUCUUUAAGACUGAAGAUAAUGAGCUUUAUCCUGUGAUCUUUAAACAUGGUGAUGACCUGCGACAAGAUCAACUCAUCCUACAGAUCAUCUCACUGAUGGACAAGCUGCUAAGGAAAGAAAAUUUGGACCUAAAGCUGAUGCCAUAUAAAGUGCUGGCCACCAGCACCAAACAUGGUUUUAUGCAGUUUGUACAAUCGGUUCCUGUGGCAGAAGUUCUGGCAACUGAAGGCAAUAUUCAGAGUUUCUUUAGGAAACAUGCCCCUAGUGAAAAAGGACCUUACGGCAUCAGCUCUGAGGUGAUGGACACCUACGUAAAGAGCUGUGCUGGCUACUGCGUCAUCACCUAUAUUCUUGGAGUUGGGGACAGACACCUGGACAACCUACUUCUCACCAAGACUGGAAAGUUGUUCCAUAUUGAUUUUGGCUACAUUCUGGGGCGGGACCCCAAACCACUGCCCCCUCCAAUGAAGCUGAGUAAGGAGAUGGUGGAGGGCAUGGGGGGCAUGCAGAGUGAACAGUACCAGGAGCUUAGGAAACAUUGUUACACAGCCUUCUUGCACCUGCGGAGAUAUUCCAACCUCAUUUUAAACCUGUUCUCCCUCAUGGUGGAUGCCAAUAUUCCUGACAUCGCGCUUGAGCCUGAUAAGACAGUGAAAAAGGUGCAGGAUAAAUUCAGAUUGGACCUGUCAGAUGAGGAGGCGGUACACUACAUGCAGAGUCUGAUAGAUGAGAGUGUGGGUGCUCUGUUCGCCGCUGUGGUGGAACAAAUACACAAGUUUGCCCAGUACUGGCGAAGGUGAAGAGACGCAUUGGAGCCUGAAACUUGCAGCUGGAUAGAUCUUGCCACAGUAAUUAAAGCAGGAUCGAACAAAUGAAAGUGGAAGACAGGAGAGACAGAAGGAUGCCAAGUGUGUAUGUGCACAGCAUCAUCUUGAGAGUUAUGUACUUAUAUUAGGAAGUAAAACACUAUUGGUGUUAUAACGUACUGUUAUACGAACAUAAUCAGUGACCGGGUGGGGAGAAGCAGCGUUAGUAUUAUGUUACCCCCCUGAAGUUGAUUAUUUACCUGUAACAGCAUGUCCUGAACUGUUUCAGUCCUCUUAUACUACAGCAAUUUGCCAAUGAUGUUUAAUAAACAUUUGUAGUUAA